AUGGCUCCUCCUCGUUCUCUUCGCGAUCGUUCUCCUCGCGGUCGUUCCCCUGGCGAUCGUUCUCCUCGCCGUCCUCACACCCUCACUCCUCCGUCGCCGAUUCGUGCCUCUCCUCCCCCUGCUCCCGCUGUUCCCGCUCCUCAAAAUUCUCGCAGAAGCGCACGGCUGCAGAAGAAAGGCCAGAUUCCUAAAGCCAGCAGUGGAAAUGAUGAUACAAGGAAGAAACAGCCAUCAUCCGCACACUUGACUAGCAAAUCUCCUGGAAAACAGGCAAGUACGGGGAUACACAAGAUGUUGACCUUGACAACUAACGCAGAUCAGGUACGCCCGAAAGGCAGUGGCCAGCGAAAGAAGACAACGGGUCAGGACCCUCAACGAGACUACGGCUCAAAGCGAAGAUCCCAGACAAAGAAAAAAGGGAAGACCGUACCGGAAGCGGUGACAACUCCCACAGAGGAUCCAAUAGAGCAACAACGUUCCGAGGGCGUAGCUGAAGCGACCAAGACUCUUCGUGCGGACGGAGAGCCUUCACCACUAGCCUGCGACGGCGACGGCGAAGACGGAGACGGAGACGGAGACGAAGACGGAGACGAAGUUAGCGCAAUUAGACAUUGGGCCAAGACCGGAGAGUGGCCGAAGAACUUUCCGACCAUGGCCCCAGCUACCCAGAAAUCCCAAAAGCGAAAGAAUACACCAAGCUAUUCUCAGAGGACCAAAGAUGGCACAGUUCCAACGGCAGACACCUUACAGUUUGAUGCGGAAAUGGAACGACAGGGGAUUUAUAUGUACCCAGUCAAUGGUCCCCCACACGCCUCUCCAGCCAGCAAAGUACUGAUCCAAACGAUGAAGCAGCCUCUAGAGGACAAAAAGACGUUCACACUGCUCCCAAUCGACAAGCUCCCAAACAUCUUCGCGCGCCUAGCUAAAAGCACCGAAUUUGGCAUAUUCCGGGACGUCACCCCCUUCCUAGUGCCUUCGCCAGGCCACCUCUUUCUCAGUGGUAUUGAAAAGUACGAACACAUAGGAGAGGAUAUAGCUACUGAUUGGUCCAACUGUCAACCACUUGUAGGUCCAACUCCUCGACCAGAUAUUACCGUCGGAAUCCGCCCCUCGGCUUUCACCAGUACAGAGACCGCGAAGUUGCAUACGCAUGCCUCCCGUUUGACACCGACAAUCUUUACACAGCGUGUAUACUUUCCAUUUCUCGUCUGUGGAGCCAAGGGCAAUGAAACACCGAUUGUUCAAUCUGAGCGUCAGUGCCUGAGAAGUUGCAGUAUUGCCGUUAACGCCAUCAUUCAGCUCUACCAACGCUUGGGAAUCAAAGAAGCUUCGAAGCUUAGCAAAGAGAUCCUGGUCUUCUCAGUUUCCCAUACAUUCGACAGUUUCAAAAUCUACGGACACUUUGCUCUCAUCGAAGAAUCCAAGACUACGUUUCAUCGCCACCUUGUCAUGCAAGUGGGACUAGGGUAUGAUGGCGACCAUUUCCGGAACGGAAAAGAAUGUUACGAUUUCGUCAUAAAAUUGUAUGACCAUUUCUAUCCAAAGCAUCUGAAAAGAAUCCAAGACGCGCUACGAAAGAUGGGGAACCCUGCACCGCCGUCGACUGCGUCCCUGAUGAGUCUCAACCCGAAGCCGGCGGUCGGAGGGACUGAGGAGACUGAAACACCUGAAAAGGCUAUCACGACCUUCAAGAAGCGUGAUAUACCACCCCGGAGGAGACAAAAGAGAGCAUCGACUGUCGACGAGGAGUAA
This is a messenger RNA of Fonsecaea nubica, 1752 nucleotides long. RefSeq lists its product as hypothetical. NCBI's taxonomy places the organism in Eukaryota, Fungi, Ascomycota, Eurotiomycetes, Chaetothyriales, Herpotrichiellaceae. The transcript has a single exon. Bases 1 to 1752 code for a protein of 583 amino acids. The record is from RefSeq and is a predicted model, not a curated record.